GGAGGAGGAGGAGGAGGAGGGCGGUGAGCUGUGGGAGGGUCUCCAUUGAAAUAAACAAGUAGCCAGUGAUUAAAACGGGAACAUGGCGGCCGCGGCAGAGUCGGCAGCUCCGGCUUCCUCCUACAAAGCGAAGGUCAGCACUGGCAGCAGCCUGGGCGACACGAGCCGGAGACGUGAGUGACCUCGUGGGCUUGAGAUGUAUCUGAAUACUGAAGCUUUCAAACACACAACCUGUAGAACUGAUUUGACUGCCUCACUGAGUCUUGUUGCUGAUAUGUGUUUAAGAUGAGUGGGAUUGGUGAAAAUUCCUCUGACCCCACCCGGGCAGAGUCAAGAAAACGCAAGGAAUGUCCCGAUCAGCUUGGACCCAGUCCUAAAAGAAGCACUGAAAAACGUAAUCGCGAGCAAGAGAAUAAGUACAUAGAAGAGCUUGCAGAGCUGAUUUUUGCUAAUUUUAAUGAUAUUGACAACUUCAACUUCAAACCUGACAAAUGUGCAAUCUUGAAAGAAACUGUGAAGCAGAUUCGUCAAAUAAAAGAACAAGAAAAAGCAGCUGCCGCCAAUGAAGAUGAAGUGCAGAAAGCUGAUGUGUCAUCUACUGGUCAGAGUGUCAUUGACAAGGAUGCACUUGGACCAAUGAUGCUUGAGGCCCUCGAUGGGUUUUUCUUCGUAGUGAAUUUGGAAGGUAAUGUGGUGUUUGUGUCAGAGAAUGUGACACAGUACUUAAGGUACAACCAAGAAGAGCUGAUGAACACAAGUGUGUAUAGCAUCCUUCAUGUAGGGGACCACAGUGAAUUUGUCAAAAACCUGCUGCCAAAAUCUAUAGUGAAUGGGGGACCUUGGUCUGGUGAAGCUCCUAGGCGCAAUAGCCAUACUUUUAAUUGUCGGAUGUUGGUAAAACCAGUAACUGAUUCUGAAGAAGAAGGCCAUGAUAACCAGGAAGCACAUCAGAAAUAUGAAACUAUGCAGUGCUUUGCUGUUUCUCAACCAAAGUCCAUCAAGGAAGAUGGUGAAGAUCUACAGUCUUGUUUGAUUUGUGUGGCAAGAAGAGUUCCAAUGAAGGAAAGACCACUUCUGCCUGCCUCAGAGACAUUUAGCACUCGUCAGGAUCUGCAAGGCAAGAUAACAUCACUAGACACUAGUACUAUGCGAGCAGCUAUGAAACCUGGCUGGGAAGAUGUGGUGAGAAGGUGCAUUCAGCGAUUCUAUGCACAACAUGAGGGAGACAUGUCUUUUGCCAAGAGGCAUCAUCAAGAGGUGCUGAGGCAGGGACUAGCAUUCAGUCCUGUCUAUCGAUUUUCUUUGUCUGAUGGCACUAUAGUUGCUGCCCAAACGAAGAGCAAGCUCAUCCGUUCUCAGACUACUUGUGAACCUCAGCUUGUAAUAUCCUUGCAUAUGCUUCACAGGGAACAGAAUGUCUGUGGAAUGAACCAGGAAUUAACUGGACAAACAAUGGGAAAGCCAUUGAACCCAAUUAGCUCUAGCAGCCCUGCCCAUCAGGCCAUGUGCAGUGGGAAUCCAGGUCAGGAUAUGACCAUCAGUAGCAAUAUGAAUUUUGCCAUAAAUGGCCCGAAGGAACAAAUGGGCAUGCCAGCGAGCAGAUUUGGUGGUUCAGGUGGGAUGAACCAUGUGUCAAGUAUACAAGCAUCCACUCCUCAGGGUAGUAACUAUGCACUAAAAAUGAAUAGUCCUUCUCAAAACAGCCCUGGCAUGACACCAGGUCAGCCAAACUCUAUGCUUUCCCCAAGGCAUCGCGUGAGUCCUGGAGUGGCAGGAAGUCCUCGGAUCCCACCCAGUCAGUUUUCUCCUGCAGGAAGCUUGCAUUCACCUGUUGGGGUUUGCAGCAGCACAGGAAAUAGCCAUAGUUAUACCAACAGUUCCCUCAAUGCACUUCAGGCUCUCAGUGAGGGGCAUGGAGUCUCUCUAGGGUCAUCAUUGGCUUCACCUGAUGUAAAAAUGGGCAAUUUACAAAAUUCCCCUGUGAGCAUGAAUCCUCCCCAGCUAAGCAAAAUGGGAAGCCUGGACUCUAAAGAUGGCUUUGGACUUCAUGGGGAACAAUCAGAAGGUACAACUGGACAAGCAGAGAGUGUCUGCCAUUCAGGAGAACAGAAAGAAAAUAACGAUAACAUGCCCCAGGUUGUCAGUGGUGAAAGGCCUGAUGGACAGAACAGACUGCAUGAUGGCAAAAGCCAGACAAAGCUCUUACAGCUGCUGACCACCAAAUCUGAUCAGAUGGAGCCUUCACCUUUGUCUAAUACUAUGGGAGAUGCUAACAAAGACUCUAUGGGAGGUUUAUCUGGUUCUGGUUCAGCACAUGGAACCUCGCUCAAGGAGAAGCAUAAAAUUUUGCACAGGCUCUUACAGGACAGUAGUUCUCCUGUAGACUUGGCCAAGCUCACAGCGGAGGCCACAGGCAAAGAACUGAGCCAGGAGACUGGUAGCACAGCUCCUGGUUCAGAGGUGACUGUUAAACAGGAACCAGUGAGUCCCAAGAAGAAAGAAAAUGCACUACUUCGCUACUUACUAGAUAAAGAUGAUACUAAAGAUAUUGCUUUACCAGACAUUACCCCCAAACUGGAGCGGUCGGACAGUAAGACAGACCCUUCCAGUAGCACAAAGCCAGUAGUUAUGAAGACAGAGAAAGAAGAAAUGCGCUUUGAGUCAAAUGACCAGCCUGGCAGUGAGCUAGAUAACUUGGAAGAAAUUUUAGAUGAUCUACAGAAUAGCCAAUUGUCGCAGCUUUUCCCAGACACACGACCAGGUGCUUCAGCAGGAUCGGUUGACAAACAAGCCAUCAUCAAUGACCUCAUGCAGAUAACAGGUGAAAACAGCCCUGGUGCACCUAUUGGAACCCAGAAACCCACAAUGAGGAUGUCGCAGAGCACUUUUUCUAAUACAAGGCAAGCGCAGAUGGGAAGGAUGUUGCCAAACCAGAAUUUACAACUUGAUAUUGCAUUGCAAAACCCAUCAGGUGCUGGAACUUUUCCACCCAUAAGAAACAACAGCCCUUAUUCAGUGAUACCUCAGCCCGGAAUGAUGGGCAGUCAAGGAAUGAUGGGAAAUCAAGGAAACCUAGGGAAUAAUAAUCCAGGGAUGAUUGCUGGUAAUACACCUCGGCCUUCUAUGCCAUCAGGAGACUGGGGAGCCCAAGGUGCUGCUGUGAGGGUGACCUGUGCUGCAACAACAAGUGCCAUGAACAGGCCCAUUCAAGUGGGCAUGAUACGCAACCCUACAUCCAACCUCCCGUUGAGACCUAACAGCCAGUCUGGUCCAAGGCAAAUGCUUCAGUCCCAGGUCAUGAACAUGGGGGCUUCUGAACUGGAGAUGAAUAUGGUUGGUCCCCAGUAUACCCAACAGCAGGCUCCCCCCAAUCAGACAGCACCAUGGCCAGACAGUAUCUUGCCUAUAGAUCAGACAUCCUUUAGUAAUCAGAACCGACAACCAUUUGGAAGCCCUCCAGAUGACCUGUUGUGUCAGCAUCCUGCCUCAGAGUCUCCAAGUGAUGAGGGAACCCUCCUUGAUCAGCUGUAUUUGGCACUAAGAAAUUUUGAUGGUCUAGAAGAAAUUGACAGAGCUCUUGGGAUACCAGAACUAGUCAGUCAGCAGAGCCAAGCUGUAGAUCCAGAGCCAUUCUCAAGUCAGGAAUCAAGCAUCAUCCUAGAACAAAAGACACCUGUUUUCACACAGCAGUAUGCAUCUCAGGCUCAAAUGGCCCAAGGCAACUAUACACCAAUGCAGGACCCAAACUUUCACCCAAUGGCGCAACGACCAGGUUAUACAGCACUGCGGAUGCAGCCUAGGCCUGGUCUGAGGCCUGCUGGCAUAGUGCAGAACCCACCGAAUCAGCUGAGGCUACAGCUGCAACACAGACUUCAAGCACAGCAGAAUCGCCAGCCACUGAUAAAUCAGAUUAGCAGUGUUUCUAAUAUGAAUUUGUCUCUGAGACCUGGAGUACCUACACAGGUGAGGGAACAGGGACCUAUCAAUUCACAGAUGGUGGCACAGAGGCAAAGGGAAUUAUUGAGCCAGCACUUGAGGCAUAGACAGAUGCAGCAAGUGCAACAGCGAACUCUGAUGAUGCGAGGACAGAGUAUGAAUAUGACACCAAGUAUGGUGGCCUCUGGUGGGAUACCAGCAACCAUGACCAACCCACGGAUUCCCCAGGCAAACCCUCAACAGUUUCCAUUUCCUCCAAACUAUGGAAUAAAUCAGCCAGAUCCAGGCUUCACUGGAGCUACCACUCCCCAAAGCCCUCUGAUGUCCCCAAGAAUGGCUCAUACCCAGAGUCCCAUGAUACAGCAGUCUCAGGCCAAUCCUGCCUACCAGUCCUCCACAGAGAUGAAUGGAUGGGCACAAGGGAACAUGGGUGGAAACAACAUAUUUUCACAACAAUCUCCACCACACUUUGGGCAGCAAGCAAACACCAGCAUGUACAAUAACAACAUGAACAUCAAUGUAUCCAUGGUGACCAACACAAGUGGUAUGAACAACAUGAACCAGAUGACAGGGCAGAUCAGCAUGACCUCAGCAACCUCUGUGCCUACAUCAGGGUUGUCCUCUAUGGGUCCUGAGCAGGUUAAUGAUCCUGCUAUGAGAGGAGGCAAUCUUUUUCCAAACCAGCUACCUGGAAUGGAUAUGAUAAAGCAGGAGGGAGAUGCAUCACGGAAAUAUUGCUGACCCUGAAGAUUGCUUGUAUCUUCAACUGACUGGGCUGCCCAGCCCAAACUACUUACCAGUUUGAAGAGCUGCAUAUGUUUGGUUUUGUCCCAAUUGUUCUGCCAGUCAGUUCUGCUGGAAAAACUAGAGUUUAGUGCUGCAAACAGAACGACGCCACUCUGAGUGGAAUCAAAACCAUUGUUGGUGGAAGAGCAGCCUCUUCUUUAACAGUCUGAAGCUAGCGUACAGACAGUUGCUCAGUCUGUUCACUGCAUUCACCUUAGUGCAACUUAGAUCUCUCCUGCAAAGUAAAUGUUGAUAGCCAGUUUUCAUAAACCGUGUCAGAUUGAAUGUAUUUAAAUGUAUGUAUUUAAGGAAAACCAACCAUGCUCUCAUUCUGUUCUGUUUUUAGUUUUAGAUCCUGAUAGCUUUCUUUUGUUAUCCUUAGCUACACAGUCAAAGGUUUUUGUUCCUUCUGGAAAUCAAUGGUUUUAUAUUACCUUUACUUUGGGAGGUAGAAAGUAGGCUGGUUGACAACUCCCAGAGUGGUAGAUGACAAAAUGUGGAGAAUAAACCUCUAACAAAUUGGUUUGGGGGAAAGCGAUCUACUGGCUAGGUAUACUGUACUAGAAAACAAAAGCAGUCAUUCUUAAUAGGUUUACAUUUGUAAACGGGUUAAAAUAUCCUGUGAGAGGGCUGUUGAUAAAGUUUGUUCCUUAUUUUGAAAAAAAGAAUCAUGAGUCAAACAACUUCUGUUUCCAUUUUAAUUGAUUUCAACAACUUAAACGUUUACUAAAUUUUGCAUUCUUUUUCUUCUGCCUUCAAUAGCCCUUUCUCUGUUUCUUUUCUGAUAAGAUAGAGAAAUGAGUAACCCCAAACUAGAUCCCUAGGUCUGUUACCUGAGCUCUAGGUUUUAGGUAACUACUUGCUAAUGACUAUAAAUAAAGGUGCAUCUAUUGGUGAUGGAAGUGGCAGGAUUGAGGCAUAAUAUCAGAGCUAAAGGCAUCUGAUUUAAACAAUAAAUUUCAUUUUCCCAUCUCCACAACUGGAGAAAACAAUGACUUAAGCUAUGGCAGAUAUCACUACAGAGUUAACCAUCACGUGUUCUAAUUAUUUUGAAGCAGUGUGGACUACAAGGACAUUUUGUAAGGUACAUAAAAACAAGUUUCUAUGUAAACAAGCAAUAAUUUAAGUUGAAGACUUUAGUGUUUUAAUUGUAUAAUUUUGUGAGGUAUACAUGUUGUGGAGUUGAUUUCCAAAUGAGGUACUUCAGUAUUAAAUUAGAUAUCUUCAUAGCUGUGUGUGUGUCUCCUGAGGGGGAAAAGUGUUUUGUAAAGGAUCACAAUGCCUUGAUUAGACCUAAUUUGUAGGCUUGAGACUUCAUUUUCUAAACCUUGCAAUUCUGCUCAUAAGUCAUUUAUCUAACCUUAUAUGCAGCCACUGUAGGAGCCAAUUCUUGACUUUUUUGUAUGUUUAUAUUCUUUCUUAAUAAUCUUAAAGAAACUGUUGUUCAGCAGGCCACUGCUUAAGGUGGUUUUACUCUGCCUGCUGUGGUUUGAGUAAUCUUUUAAUAUAAGCUGGCAUCAGUUUCUGAGGACUUGAAAUAUCAGGAAACUGAUUGUUUUCGACCUCCUGUUUCUCUCUUCUCCGCAGUCCACACACUUUCGUACCUGAACUCAAAUUUUAGAUGUUAUUUAAAAUGCAAUGCAUUUAUAUUAUCUCAAUCAUCAUUCAUGUCUUUGGGAGUGGAAGGUUUGUUACCCUACAAUCUUGUUUGUUUGUGAUGAGGGUUAAAAUAUACAAAGAGUCUGAUUUUCAUAAAGCACUGAAAAAAUAUAUUAAGGAAUAUAGAAUGCAUUUCAAAUCAUUUGUUUCCCGUUGAGUGGCUGUCCUAUUACAUGGGGAAGAACUGCAGUUCUUAGCGUUACCACUUUGUAGGUUAAACUCAAAAGUAGUAUUUAAACAACUGAGCCAUCUGGUGGAAAUAAAAAAUAGACAUCAGUCUGAGUUCCAUAUCAUUGAGAAAAAGUGUUUUCUUUUAAUCAGAAUUAUGUGAAAAUUAACCUAACUAUUGAAUUAAAACUCUUUGCUUUGGAAGACAAAAUUAGUUUAAAAUAAUUGUAAUUAUUAUUUGUCAAAUCUGUUUUAUUCAAAUCUAUGGUUUAAAAGAAGUAAUUAUAAAUAAGACUUCAAAGUAUAUCUGCAUUAUUUGCUGAUACUGUAAUUAAAUUUAAAACAAAGUAAUUGUGUCUAUCACAAAUUUAUUUGUUUUAAUGAUUGUUACUUUCAUCUGACUAAAUGAGAUAAAGGCAGCAAGUUUAAGCAUUUCUUAGUAUGCUAAUCAAGACAAAGUUAAUGAUGCCAAAUCAUUUUUUAAAUAUAAUCAGUAUUUUUGAUUCAGUACACAACAAUAUUGCUAAAGACAGUAAUUGAGUUUUAUGUUUGAAAAUAGAUCAGUGUUCUCUCAUAUUAAAUGUGAAAGAAUUGGAACAUAAUCAGUCAGAAAAAUAUUCUUGUAUAUCUAACUCCACAGGACAAAGCUUCAUUCAACAAGUUCAGGUAAGGUAAUAACAUAACAGAUCUUUUUCAACAUUUAACUAGUCACUCAGAGUUUUAAAAUAUUGGCCCCACCUGUCUUUCUAUUGGUCUGUAUUAACUGAAGACAAUGUUUUUGUCAUUUAUACAAUGCAUUUUUAAUCUGUGUUUAAAAAAUGGAGUUCAUAUGGGCUUAACACGAUGAAAAAGGUGGUUCAGCUCUACUUGCAAAACCCAAAGAUACACAAUCAGUUUUGAAAUGCAACUUAAGCCAUUAAUUGUUGGUGUGAAUUUAAAGUUUUCUAGUAUUUGUAUGGUAGUAUUGCUGCCUAAGAGCAAAAGCAUUCUCUGCACAAAAGAAAAUUACUGUAGUGGCUUUGGUUUUUAAUUAGAAUUUUCUCCCUGGUGUUUCUUUGUAGACUAAAAAAAUCUUUUCAGUUUCUUACUACAGGUAAAGCUAUGUGCAAGAACCUCAAAAUGCUAAAAUCUAGCAUAAUGCCUUAGAUCUGUUUUUAAGUCUUGUAUAUUCCUACAUAGCUGUCUGAUGUAUUAUAUUUGUAUAGUGAAUUGUGUACAAUUUUGGAAUAAGUGCAUCAUCACUUAGCUUUCAGUCGUUGAGUAGAGAUGAUGGACACAUUUCUUUAAACAUUGACUCAUUUUUUUUUUCUUUUUGUCAUUUGUGGGUUUUAUUUGUACAGUUCCUCAUGAAGUUACAUCUGAGAUGUGUAUGAGUGUGUGUAUAUGAAAAGAUUAUACGAGGGUAAAACUAAGCAAUAUGUAAACUAUGGUUCUUCAGGAGAAAGCUUACAGUGUUUUCAGGUUGUGAUUUAUUUUCAAGACUGAGUUGACUCUGAACAUCACUUUGUUCACCUGCAUUGAUGUUUGUAUUUCUAGUGUGAGCAGUUUAUGCAAAGGUAGAUAUAUUCAGAGAAAUUUUAAAUACAUUUAUGCAAGUUAAUAUUGCUUUGCUGAUGCUAUUUGCUUAUUUGAUGUUAAAUAAUGCUAUUGUAAAUAAAGAAUUCUGUUAUUGCA
Molecule: messenger RNA, 8223 nt
Organism: Varanus komodoensis (Komodo dragon)
Lineage: Eukaryota; Metazoa; Chordata; Lepidosauria; Squamata; Varanidae
Gene: NCOA2
Product: nuclear receptor coactivator 2
Exons: 23
Coding region: 286-4677 (1463 amino acids)
Biological process (GO): positive regulation of transcription by RNA polymerase II; cellular response to hormone stimulus
Cellular component (GO): nucleus
Molecular function (GO): nuclear receptor binding; protein dimerization activity
Source: RefSeq, a predicted model, not a curated record